Molecule: messenger RNA, 767 nt
Organism: Seriola dumerili (greater amberjack)
Lineage: Eukaryota; Metazoa; Chordata; Actinopteri; Carangiformes; Carangidae
Gene: med28
Product: mediator complex subunit 28
Exons: 4
Coding region: 29-571 (180 amino acids)
Cellular component (GO): mediator complex
Source: RefSeq, a predicted model, not a curated record
GGUAGAAACAAAAAUCGGCCAGAGCAAGAUGGCAUCGUCCAUGAGUGGGAUGUUUCCUGGUCAGCAGCCGCCUGGUGCGCAUCCCGUCGGUGGUCCUGGUGGACCGGGCCAACCGGCCUUCCCCGGUACUGCUAACAGGGCUCAGGGAAAUAAUACGCUAGUGGAUGAACUGGAGGCUUCCUUUGAGGCAUGUUUUGCAUCCCUGGUAAGCCAAGACUAUGUGAAUGGAACAGACCAGGAGGAGAUUCGAACUGGUGUUGACCAGUGCAUACAGAAAUUUCUGGACGUGGCUCGACAGACAGAGUGCUUCUUCCUACAGAAGAGGCUUCAGCUAUCUGUGCAGAAACCAGAGCAGGUGGUGAAAGAGGAUGUGUCAGAGUUACGUAAUGAGCUACAGAGGAAAGAAUUGCUGGUUCAGAAACAUUUGUCCAAAUUGCACCACUGGCAACAAGUGCUGGAGGAUGUGAGCGUUCAACAUCGCAAACCCACAGACCUUCCUCCUCCUGGACCACUGGCCUUCCUGGAGCAGGCCUCUGCUAGUCUGCCCCCUGCCCCUUUAAAACCGAACUAACACACAAACACUGAAGGAAAGUAUACACCAUGUACAUCAUUUGAUGCCCACUAUCAACCUGUGAGGAAACUGGUCAAAAGUUUGUUGUCAAGGAAAAUCAUUGACACAGACUGUUUUGUUUCAACUAUUUUCAGUAUUUUGAUAAAUGUAAAUAUUUCUAUUGCUGACUUUUUUUACUGUAAAAAUAAAAAUGGAG